CGUCAUCAUCAACAUUGAGAGCGCUGAAAGAAAGAAGACAAUCUUGAGAGUCUUCAGAGUCUUGAGUCGUCGGCGGAGUGAAAACAGCAGCAACAACACACGGUAAAAAGGAAAAGACGGUUCUUUUUUUUAGCCGCCGAAAAGACAGUCGCAUGGAUUUAUUCAACUGGUCCGCCAUUGUUUGGGUGACGAAGGACGGCUGAAAACAACUCCCCCCCCCCACCACCCCCCUCUCCCCCUCCCAUUGGCUGUGGUUUCCCAGAGGGCGGAGCUAAGUAUGGGGUAAGAAAGCUGAGAGGAGACACCAAGACGACACAAGCUGAGGAGGCCCUCUAACCUGCAAAGGGAUGAUCGAUGCCAGUAUCGGUAAAGUCACCCGUGUGGCAACACGUAAACAAACAACGAACGGUAAAGCAUGUGGGCACCGACUGGACUUCGUGGUGCAUCAGGUGCUGACGGGGGAAGGACACUGUCAUGGCGCUGUUGUGGAGGAGACUGAAGCUUGUGGUGACGGUGAUGAUGGUCAACCUCUUCAUCUUCAUCAUCAUCUCCCGACACAACAGUCAAGACAAAAACGGUCACAAGGUCCGCAUCCCCUCCAAACCAUUCUGGAACAAACUGGUUCCCAGCCCUGCUUACUGGAAUCGUCAGCAGCAGAUUCUGGACCUUCACAACAAUCCCAUCCUGGGGGCUAACUACAGCGACGCAGACUUGCCUGAUUGGGCUAACGACACCAGCUUGACCUCUGACCCCUGCCAGCCUAACUCCAGGGUUACCACUCAGGUGAAAGACUACAACUCCCUACCGGAACGCUUCAAGGACUUCCUGAUUUACAUGCACUGCCGCUCCUACCCAAUCAUGGUGGACCAGCCCGAUAUCUGUAGGGAGCCGCCGUUCCUGCUCCUGGCUGUCAAGUCCCUGGCACCGCACUUCGACCGCCGCCAGGCCAUCCGUCAGUCCUGGGGAAAGGCUGGUGUUAUAGCCAAUCGGACGGUGGUUACCAUCUUCCUUCUCGGCAACGCCACAGCCGGGGACCACCACCCGGAUCUGUCCGAGAUGCUGCGCUAUGAGAGCGUCCGUCAUAAAGACAUCAUCCAGUGGGGUUACAGGGAUUCGUUCUUCAACUUGACUGUCAAAGAAGUUCUCUUCCUAGAGUGGAUUCAGACUCGCUGCACCGGUGCUCGCUUCAUCUUCAAAGGCGACGACGACGUCUUUGUCAAUACCUACCGCAUCCUGGACUUCCUCAAGGGCCUCUCGGAGCCCAAAGCCAGGGACCUGUUUGUGGGUGACUUGAUAACCAACGCAGGCCCCCACCGAGACAAGAAGGUCAAAUACUUCAUCCCAGAGAGCAUGUACAUCGGGACGUACCCUCCAUAUGCAGGAGGUGGUGGGUACCUUUACUCUGGUGUCGUCGCUGCCCGUCUGCACAAUGUGUCAGAACAUGUAGCGCUCUACCCGAUAGAUGACGUCUACACGGGCAUGUGCCUUCGGAAGCUAGGGCUGGCCCCCGAGAAGCACAAAGGCUUCAGGACCUUUAACAUAGAGAUGAAGUACAGGUCAAACCCCUGCGCCUACAAGAGUUUAAUGCUCGUUCACCCGAGGACCCCGCAGGAGAUGAUCCAGAUCUGGGCCUGGCUCAGCAGUCCUAACCUGAACUGCCAGUGAUGGCUCCGCAGCAGGCAGUUGUGAUUGAAACGGCCCUAGAAAAGAAGACAUUUUUCAGGUUGUUCCCAAGAGGUCAAAGUGACAAAUAUUUAAUUGUGAACAGGGUCAUGACUUAAGAGUUGGCAGCUUUAAGUUAAGAUAUUAUUAUAAAGGUCACUUGGAGCCUCCGCUUGGAGAAGUUGAUGCAUUGUACCUCUAAAAAUGAGGAAGGACGUGUCAUUAACUCUGGCCACCAUAGUAUUUUGACUUGAUGUCGACUUCCGUAGACAAGCUAUCCCUGCUUUACUGUCGAUCGAACUCCACCAAAAGUGUCCGUGUCUUUCUCUGCGUGCACAUAUUUAUAUCAAAACUAUUUAUAUGGCCUUAUUAAUGCUUUAACACUGUUUCAGCUCUGUGGUGGAGCAUCUCAAUGCUGUAUUAUAUAAAUAAGGAGACUAAGAACUGUCCACCUGGGACUCUGUGUUGUUUGGUCAAGGGAAAAGACACUGUCUUUAUUGGCAGUGGUGAAAAGAACAAUAGUUUUCAGCAACUUUCAAAAGUAAAUAAACGAGUGAUGUUCUUCAACUUCACGCCUUGGAAACAACCAAUGGUUCCCACAUGCAGCAGUUUGCUGCUGCUGGCUUUAAAAGAGUUUCCCGGUGAACACUUCCUAGUAAUUGUUGCUGGAGGCUUAGUUCGUGCUGCUAUUCCCAUCCACACUCCCCAAAGUAUUUACUUGUAAAUAGCUCAAUUUAAACUAAACCAGUUUUUCCACAUAGAAAAACUCAUACCGUCAGAACUUCACAAACCAUUCAUUCAUUUUUGAAAAGUAGUUUUGAUUUAUGUUAAAUUCAUCAUUGUCACUCUUCAUUAUUUUGACUAUAGUUCCUCUGAGUUUACCUUGUAGAUGAAUCAUGUUACGACAAAAGUUCCUCAGAACGUCCAUAGAGCUUCAAAAUGGGGUGUUUGGUGGAGUGAAUACACACUUUGCUUUCAGGAAACCGGAAUGUGAGUCCAUCUCUGUACAGCUCAGCAGGUCUGGGCUUGUUUCGACAUGGAUGGAGAAAUCCAAAUGCUGUCUAAUUCUGCUUCAGGUGAUCACUUUACACGAAAGGAUAAAACGCUUAUAUGAACCCUAAGUGCAUUUUCAGAUGUUAGCUCAAGCUGCCAGUGUAGAGAGUCUGUCUGAAAUACUCGCUGUAACUUGCCUCAUGAGUGUCUGCAGCUGUUGUGUGGAAAUGUUGAAUGCUGUUAAAUGUUGUUUUUACUGUGAUGUCCGUGAAUCAAAAGUGCUUUAAAACAGGUUGAUCAUGGUGGAAAUUCACGUGUAAGCUAACUAAGACUUUGUUACUUGACAAAUUGUCAAUGUUCACUGAUCAUUUUGAAGGCUUCAUUUCAAAAUGUUACAUAUCUGUUUAUGGAGGAAAUGAUUUAUUUUGUCUUUGUUUUACCUUCUUUUCAGGACAUUGUUGGCGGUGAUUUAAAAUGGCGAAUAACUAAUUUUGCAACAGAAGUCUUCACGUUAUUUGAAAGCUAGUGCUCAGCUCUCUACUGUAUGGCUUUAGUUUUCAUGAGAGAAGUGCUGCACAUAUUUACUUGGCAUUUAUGUUACGUAAUGUUCCUUUUCAGCUGUAUGUAAGACAGUCAGAGAUUUCAGAUGCACCUUUUGUAAUAUGACAUGUCUCAGUGAAACAGGUGCUCUCUUGUUUCUCUCAAACUCCGUUCAGAGAAGUGUGUAACAUGAAUGUAUAUCUUAACCAAGGUUUUGGGGGCAAUCCACUUUGAAGUGGAUUUUCUUCUGUAUUUAGUAUUUAUACUCGGAAUGACACUGACCUGAUCCAUGGAUUCAACACUGGUGAUAACUUUCAGUCUGACCCUUAACCCUGGUUGUUCCACUUUUGAUCCGAGAGAAGUGCGACAUUCCUAAGCCUCUGUUAGAGCUCCCCCUGCUGGUCAGGAUGGUGAUCUGUUAAGAUGCAGAGCUUUAUACAGACAUUGACAACUCCCAUGACUUAAAACUGUGUUUCAAGACCUAAUAUAUUAUCUCAGUCUUUGACUCUUCAGAUGCUCCAAACUGUCACUUAAAGCAACUCAUCUCUCAGUUGUUUUACUGUAAUGUAACUUUUUAUUUGGUUACUUUUAGCCUACAUCGGUGUCAGGUAGUUGGGGGUUUGACACAAGAAAAAUAAUAAAGUAAAUACUGUCACUGUGGUUCUUUUUAAAGGUUAAUUUUGUUAGUUUUUUCUCGGAUUGCCGACUUACUGGACACUAUUUUAUAUUAUUUUUUUAUUAUUUUUUUUAAAUUGCCCUCAUGCUAGAAUCCAUCCAACUCCAUGUAGGAUAAAACAAACUAAAAAGACUAAACAGGAGCCAAGAACCGAGUGGAGGCUUUUUCUCUUCCAUUUCUUCUAUUUAAGUCCAAGCACCAGCUACUCUAUUCUUGUUCUUUGGGUCACGUAUCGCCAUCUUAAAAUCUAAAAUGUUACAUUCUGUCCUUGCUGCACACAGUUUAUUGCUACUUAAAAUGUUUACAUGUUUUCAAAGUCAUAAUUUUUUUUUUUUUUUUUUUUUUUUUUUAAUUGUUACGGCUGUGUGACGAUUGGCUGUAGAGGUAUUUUCUAGUUGUCCACACUGAGCAACUUUUUUCUUUGUUUUACUGUCUGAUCUUUCUGUCCUCUCACAAAUUUUUUUUUUUUAUUUAUUUAUUUGUUAACUUUUAUCCAUCACUGCGUCCUUAUUUUGUAAUUUUGCUUGACUGUUUUUUUUUCCGUUACUUUUGACACGCACAACUUGUGUUUAUACAGUCAGUGUUUCUCUGGUCUCAGUAGCCUGGAUGUGUCAUUGUCUGAGCUUCUGUAGAUGUUGUUUUCAAGGCAGAACCGUAAGCUAGCAGGUAUAGAAAAACAUUAUUUUACCAUCAAUAUGCCGAAAACCCUAACUGUAGCUCCAGCUCCAUGAUGUUGAUACACAGGGAAAUGUAUUAGUCAACUUGACAGGGAAACCUUUUAAUAAACAUAACGGAGCCAACCAGAGGGAUAAUAUCCAAUAAAAUCUAACCAGAGCAAGAAGUAGUUAUGUGAUUUGAAUGGACAUUGUGUUUGGACAUUCAAUCAAUCAGGAUUUGGAUCAAAUAUCAGACAUUACCUUGGACGAAGCCUUGCAUUUCACAAGCCAUUAACUUAUAUUUCAGACUCCUUGUGAUUUGAGAUACCAGUCGCACUAGUCAGAAGUGAUUACCAAAUAUGUGCCUGUUUGUAUGUACUGUAUGUGUAAGAUAAUCCUUCACUCAUGUUAAGCGUGAUUGCUUUUUUUUUUAAUACCUAGAUUUGAGUAUUUCAAUAAAGUUAUAUUUUGCUGUUUUUGUAAA
Molecule: messenger RNA, 5011 nt
Organism: Perca fluviatilis (European perch)
Lineage: Eukaryota; Metazoa; Chordata; Actinopteri; Perciformes; Percidae
Gene: b3gnt2b
Product: UDP-GlcNAc:betaGal beta-1,3-N-acetylglucosaminyltransferase 2b
Exons: 4
Coding region: 475-1665 (396 amino acids)
Cellular component (GO): membrane
Molecular function (GO): hexosyltransferase activity
Source: RefSeq, a predicted model, not a curated record